AUGAACGAGUGUCUUUUCGUUAACUUUUUUGGUGCUAUAGAGCCAAAGAAACCAUAUGAGGAAUUGCAAGAUCCAGAUUGGAUUAAAACUAUGCAAGAUGAACUUCGAGAGUUUGAAAGAAACCAAGUUUGGAGACUUGUACCUAGACCUAAAGAUAAAUCUAUUAUUGGUAUAAAAUGGGUCUUCUUAAACAAGAAAGACGAAACGGGAAUUGUUGUGAGAAAUAAAGUCCGAUUGGUUGCAAAAGGGUACUGUCAACAAGAACGCAUUGAUUAUGACGAAACUUUUGCUCCAAUGGCUCGCAUUGAAUCUAUUAAAAUAUUUUUGGUGUUUGCGGCUCACAAGAACAUCAGAUAUAUCAAAUGGAUGUCAAAUCUGCAUUUCUAA
Messenger RNA from Cynara cardunculus var. scolymus (artichoke), 387 nucleotides. RefSeq lists its product as uncharacterized. Lineage: Eukaryota; Viridiplantae; Streptophyta; Magnoliopsida; Asterales; Asteraceae. The transcript has a single exon. The record is from RefSeq and is a predicted model, not a curated record. The coding region runs from base 1 to 387 and encodes 128 amino acids.